This is a messenger RNA of Solenopsis invicta (red fire ant), 4526 nucleotides long. RefSeq names its product leucine-rich repeat protein soc-2 (gene Sclp). The record is from RefSeq and is a predicted model, not a curated record. Lineage: Eukaryota; Metazoa; Arthropoda; Insecta; Hymenoptera; Formicidae. The transcript has 4 exons. Gene Ontology annotation, molecular function: protein binding. Bases 1520 to 2059 code for a protein of 179 amino acids.
AUAUUAUUUAAUAUUAAAUAAUAUUGUAGCGCUUGACGGGUAAAUUUCUGAUUUCAUAAAAUCGUGAUUCUACAAGUUGGCGCAUACCGGCAAAUAUUAAUUUAGAUUAUAAAUUAAAUAUUAAAUCUUCAAUAUUGCAUCCGACGAGAUAAGAAAAUUAAUUUAUUUCAUAAAAUUCCUUUUUCCAUCACGGUCGCCGUAGGCACGUAAACACCGCUCCGCUUCAGCAGAUAUCGAAGCUGACGCUUUCGUGCGUCUCGUCGAGGAAAGGAUCUCGUGCGAAUCCAGAAACGCAGGACUUUCCAACGCGAAACACAAACGCGUCUACGCGAGAAGUUUCCGUAUAGGGCCUCGCGACCUUAAAUGGUAGCUUGCUAUCAGGUCUCUUUUACCACUUUUUGGCGAAGAAAAACGCGCACGUUAACUAGCCAUGGGAGCAAUAGCGAAAAGUAACUUUCAUACUAAUUACACAAUGACUCUCACACUAAUUGCACAAUCCCCCGUUCAAACACUUUAGCCUCGCUUAUCUUUUGUACAAAUUAUAUAAGACGCCCCGUAACACAAUAUAGUCUAAAUCAUUGUUUGCGAAAAUGUUACUUUGAAUUUAAAUGAAAGUGAUUCCAAAAGAAUGAACAAUAGUUUUCAUAAAGUAGUAUUAAAGCACGAUAUUUAUCCUUUUUUAUCCCGCACUUCAAUCAAUCAAACAAUGGAAAGAAAGUUGAUUAUAAAAAUUGAAAAUAAUAGGUUCGAUCGGUAGGUACGUCUAUUUAGUAAGGUCCGCAUAACUUUUGAGAAAGAAACUUUUAUUGAAUAUUCACAAAUUUUGUAGAGUCAACUAGAAGACGUUGAUCAAAUUCUUACAGUUAAGUCUAUCAUUCCGAUAAAAUUUCGAAUCCAAUCAGAAGUUCUGUUCUCAGCAAAAUACAUUCUAUCGUGUACGUCUUGCUGAUACAAUCAAAACAUGUAUUUGUCUCGAUAAAGAAUUCACAUUUUUUUAUAAGAAUUAAGAAAUAAUCGCACAAGUUCCAGAUCUCCGAUAAAAAAAAUAUUAUGACUCAUAAACAUAAGUUUUAUCGAGAUUUAAGGUUGUGCAAAGUUAUGGGUGAUUCAGAGGGAUCAAAACCCGUCUGGAAAUGGCAUCACGAACAAUUAAUAAUCCGAUGACUAUUUGCACAUUUGCCUGAUGUCCCCUUGCCAUUUGUUAAAAAGAAUGUCCAAAAUUUUCGUUGGCCAGAUAUUUGUCGAGCGUUAUACGUGACCAUUCUAAAUCUUCAAUUUCUAUAUAUUGGCGCUUAGCCAUAAAAUGCAUGCUUAGCGCAAUCAUAGUGCGCACGCUCAUUCGAUUGUCGUGGAAAGUGCGCGGAAACUUCCCCUCGAUAACCACGAUUUUCAAGAAUGUGCCGUAAUGAGAAUCACGGUCGGCCAGGUGGUGGGAUUCGUUUCGGCAGGCACGCACAGAAAUAAAUGUCUUAAACGCAGUCGGAGCCGCGUCCGGUGAGUCAGUGCGGCAACGGUCAAGAUGGCGAACGCCGUGACGAGAGUGGUUCUUCGCUGCGAGGAGGCGCAGGAGAACGAGAGCCUCGACUUGUCGGAAUGCCAGCUCAUGCAAAUCCCAGACGCGGUCUACCAUCUGAUGCGACACACGGAGUUGAAGAGAUGCGACCUCUCUGGCAAUGUAAUCACUAAAAUCCCGGCAAAGUUCGCUGUGAAAUUCUCAUUAAUCACCGAAUUAAAUUUAAGCCACAAUCAGAUGAGCAAGCUGCCCGAGGAGCUGGCCGAACUGCAAGCUCUGGAGAGACUUGAUAUCUCGCACAACACUUUCAUUGCUCUACCAUCUGUCGCCUGGCGGCUACCGCAGCUUAAACGACUCCUCGCCAAUAAUAAUUUCAUCAUCGAUAUCGACGUAGAGAGACUUAGACUUGCGCCCGCCCUGGAAUUCAUCGACUUGCAGGCGAAUCCGCUACCACCGAGAUUGCACGAUCUCCUGCGCACUCUGACCAGGAUCACGAUCGAGCUUACUCCUCGACAAAUCGAGGAUUGGGAGGACUUGAACGUUUAAACCGAGCAAGAGCGGCCCAUUGCACGACGAAAGACGACGGAGAGACGAUGAUUCCGUCACCCGGGUUUUCUCGUCGUAAAUUGCUCAAUAACUAGAUGUAGAAUCGACUUUUGUUCAGUGAUAACGCGAACUGUGUGAUAACGGGUGCCGCGGAUCGCCAGUUGACACGGAAGGUCCGCUUGUAUCUUUUGUAAAUGUCACUAGUGAUUUGUACUUAAUUACUGCGGAUCUGUCAUUGAUCUCGUGGAGAUCGAUCGAUCCCUCGUUUUUUCUUUUAUACCGCGUGGAUUUUUAAAUUUUAUCGCGAUACUGGUCAUGAGCGACGCUAUUGUGAUAUUUGAAUAUUUCAAUAAUCGAAUUCAAAGAUUCUUGGAUCUCAUUCAUGAAUUUUUGAGCGCUACUAGUUCGAUUUAUAUAAUCAAACCUUUGGAUUUUAUAUAAAUAAAUUUAAAUUGUUUGAGGGAUUUUUCUAAAUCCUCGAAUUUUUUAAUCUACGUAUGUAAAUGUGUGAUCUCUGAAAUACGAAAGUCUCGGAUCUACGAAACUCAAGACUUGAAGAAAUAUUUGCAAAAUAUUAUCAUCUUGUCGUUCAUGAAUACUUGUAUCGACUGUAUUUUUAACGUAAUUUUUGUCCGUCAACGUUACGUUUACCGCUAUGGACUGCCGAUAUAUAGAUAUAUAACAUAUACGUAUAUACAUCAUAUAGUGCAAUGUUUUUAAUAUUUAACAUUUUGCACUCGACUAUCAUGUGAAAAUGUGAAAAUAUAGCAAAGAUAUAAUUUAAUGUUAUUGUACUUUUAUAAAAUAUUAACAAACAGUAUAAAAAUUCUGUCGCAAAUUACAUUCUGAGAACGUUUUCAAAUUUUACAUUCAUUCAUAAAUCAAGUGUAAAAAAGUUAACAAAUUGAGUUCUAAAUGAAUUCUGAUUUUGUAGCUCGAGUACAAAGUGUUAACAACAAAUGACAAAAAUAUUAUUAAGUAGCUCUUAGCGUUUGGAUAUACGGUGUCCCGUAAAAGAAAUGCAGAUUUGCAAGCGUAAGUUUGCAAACGUUUUCCGUGAGACUAUGCGCGUCCUACGCACUGAAUAGUAAUUACAAUUGUAAAUUCGUUUUUUUUUUCCUAUGUUUUUGAUCUAGUCAGUCAUUCUUGGACGUACGGAUCUCGAGAUUUACAAACACGUAGCUUUGUCGCGUUUCAGACUGACGCAUAAUGAUCCAUGCAUUUGAAUAAUUUCACAAAUCUCUUGAAUAUAUGAGUUCUUGAUUUUUAAAUUAAGAAAAUAUAAAACUGGUAAAUCUGUAAAUCUCUCUCUCUUUCUCUAGCUUUAUAAAUCCACAGAUCCGUAGAAAUUUGAAUAUAACCGUGAAAUAUCUCAAUACACAGCAAGAGUAACACGCAUUUUUUCAAUUAUAUUUUGCAGGACACUGUUCCUAGUCUGUAUACUCCUAUAAUUACAAUUAUAGUGAUUACUAUAUUGCAAUUUGUAUCCUAUUUAUACGAAUGUAUCCUAUUCCCGUGAAAAAAACCUGCGUUACGGGUCGAAGGUGUUGUUGGUCCGUAUUUUAUAUUUAUUCGUCAGUUGUUAAAAUUUUGUAAGAUAUGUGUCACAAUUGUAUAUACAAUCUCUGACAGAAGAAUAGAAACUGCGCAACGCUUUCAAAACGGAUGGACAAUUUUACUCUUAUACAUUUAUAUUCUGUAUUACGUAAAAUAAACUAUCCGAAAGUUGUCGAGCCAAUUUUUGAUACGAUGCAUGUAUCACGGCUGUUUAUUAAUAGAGAACGUACUACGGUGCACUUACAGAACGUAUUAGCUUCGAUGGAUGGAAGGUCGACGCUCUACCUUGAUUCAUUAAAAUAAAUCAUGUACGAAUGUAUAGGUGUGCCAAAAAACAUGUUUGAAAUUUAAAAAAAGAACUCGCCAAUUAAAAAAUAAAAUAACAUCCAAAGAAAAGAAAUCUCGGAACUGUUGCGUUUUUAUCUAUCUCCGAUUUUACAUUCUGAAUAAAAUGUUUUAUCUACAGCUUUAAUUGUGCUAAUCAAUAUUAAUGCAACUAAUGCAACUCAAUUGAUUUCUCUUUUUUAUAAUUUUAUGAAUUAAAUGAGCUUUACAUAAAGUGUAAGUAGACAUGAAUUUACUCACCGAACUGCUGGUGCUUCAUCGGUUCACGUUGAAGCUGCACGCGAUUUCGACUUCGUCGCAGAUACUCGCUCGCGUGAUCGCAAAACGCAGCUAAUUAUGAUCGUAUAAUGACUGUUCAACAACUUUGAUCAGUACUAGCGACGUUUAUUCGUACGUGCAAUUUAGUUUCGAUCAUUAAAAAACAUAAAACAGCAUAACUUUGUUCAGAAAUGGACGCAGCGCGAAACAAAGAUUGCGACGGCGCACGCAUCAGUUCACUAGUUUUAAUUGCACUUUUUAUAUUUUUGCAGCUUCUUUGAAUAAAAUUUUCGAAACAAAAUAUAAA